Messenger RNA from Ceutorhynchus assimilis (cabbage seed weevil), 936 nucleotides. The record is from the annotation of a GenBank genome assembly. NCBI's taxonomy places the organism in Eukaryota, Metazoa, Arthropoda, Insecta, Coleoptera, Curculionidae.
AUGUUUGCUAUAAAAACAACAGACGCGUUUUGGUGUGGAACAUGGAGCGAUAUGGUCAUAGAACAGCAUUCAAUGAUAGCAAUAAAAACACAAGGAGGAUUAACACAAAGGCGAGGUUUCAUAGAGACUACUCUAGCGCGUUGGAUUGCUAGUAUGGCACCUUGUAGCUCCGUAACUAACAUGCUUGAAAAUUUUUCAUCGGAACAUGUUGAACUCAGACAUUCGCGACAACAACGUGAUGAAAAUGACUUGAGCAAAUUUUCAGACUGGUUAGAAACUUACAAUCCUUUUGAGUCUAGGAAGUUUAUAUCCUUGUAUUCUCAAGCUGUGGCACAUGAUACCGUAAAUUGUGAUAAAGUACAGUCGAUAAAUAACACAAUUAUUGUAAAUAAACGUGAAGUGGUCAUAAAUCCAAUGCAGCUUUUCAAGCGAAUUAUCUGCUCUAACAAAUCUCCUGAACAACUUAAAGAAUGUUUCUCUUAUGAGCUAGCUCCGUAUCCGCUCUCAUUGUUUAAAGAUGGUCACUUAAGAGGUGGUUCAAAAUCGCAAUUAUUGAAAGAAUUUGAUUCUAUUUUGCCACCAGGACAGCACACUCCUAAUUGUCCUAACAACACUGUAUAUGUUUUAGACGGGGGACUAGUUUUACAUAAAGCUGUCUGGCAAAAGCCAGCUACCUAUCGGGAAAUAUGUAUACAAUAUGUGAACUACGCUGUACACUCUUAUGGUAGAAACUGCGUAGUCAUCUUUGAUGGAUAUGACGAAACACAUUUCUCGACCAAAGGCCAGCUGCAAAAAUUACGUUCCAAUCAAAGCCUUGUUGUUGAUCUCAUCAAUCUAGAUACAGCUGUUUCCUGCACACAGGAGGAGUUUUUGAAAAAUAAUGAAAAAAAAAAAUCAUUACUUUGCCAAAAAGUUUUUCCCAAGAAGCAGGAGUAA